CAUUCCUCAGGAUUCAACUAAUUUGUCGUCUCCGCGUGACCAGGCAGAAGACGGCUGCCCGAAAAUGGAUUACAGAGACAAGCUAGUUUUGGCGCCUAUGGUCCGCGUUGGGACGUUGCCAUUCAGGUUACUAGCUGCAGAAUAUGGCGCCGAUAUAACAUAUGGGGAAGAAAUUAUUGAUCAUAAACUCCUCAAGUGCGAGCGUCGAAUUAAUGAUGUGCUCAGAUGCACUGAUAUAGUGGAGAAAGGAACAGAAAGUGUUGUUUUCAGAACAUGCCCAGAAGAGAGAAAUAAGGUUGUAUUUCAGAUGGGUACUUCUGAUGCAGUAAGGGCUCUUAAGGCUGCUCAGUUAGUGUGUAAGGAUGUUGCAGCAGUGGACAUUAAUAUGGGUUGCCCCAAGUCAUUUUCCUUAAGUGGAGGAAUGGGUGCUGCUCUUUUGACUAAACCAGAGCUGAUUCAAGAUAUUUUAACAACCUUAAAGAGGAAUUUGCAUACGCCUGUGACAUGCAAGAUUCGGCUGUUAAAAUCAUCUCGUGAUACGGUGGAAUUAGCGCAGAGAAUUGAGAAAACUGGUGUUUCUGCUCUUGCUGUCCAUGGGAGGAGAGUUGCAGACAGGCCAAGAGACCCUGCUAAGUGGAAUGAAAUUGCUGAUGUUGUAGCUGCCCUUUCAAUACCUGUUAUAGCCAAUGGUGAUGUUUUUGAGUUUGAAGAUUUUGAACGCAUGAAAGUUGCUACAGGUGCCUCAUGUGUUAUGGUUGCUAGAGGUGCUCUUUGGAAUGCUUCUAUUUUCUCUCCUACUGGCAAACUACCAUGGGAAGAUGUGAAAAGAGAGUAUAUAAGAAAGAGUAUCUUAUGGGAUAAUGACAUCAAGAGCACCAAGCAAACUCUGAAGGAAAUGAUAAUGCAUUACUCUUGCCUUGAAUUCCCGGAGGGAAAGGCUGUGACUAAGGCAGAGACUUUGGCAGAUCUCGCUCAACUUUAUGGGCAAGAGCAAUAUUAUGAGUAUGUCAAAUUGAACCAGCUCUCAUCUACUCGAAGUAGGUGAAAUCCUUUCAGCAGCUUAACCAUGAGCCUAAUUGCAAAAAGUAGGUAUGCUUGCUCUUCAAUCUGAGGAAUGCUGAUUUUUGUGGUUGUACUAUAUUGGGGCUGCCUGCAGCACACGUAAUUGUCAGAACAUUUACCAUGUAAGAGCAUAUAUAAUUUGCCUGGCGAGCUUGCACUGAUUUCAUUCCAAUGAUAAUUUUUGCUAAAAAUUUUAGAACUUCUGGAUGUGUACAUAAAAAUUUAUAGUAGACCGAGUUUUCCUAUAAUAGCAAUAAUUGUAUGACAAUCACCCCUUUGACUUUUUGGAAGGAUAUCACUUCAAAUUCUUGGCAGGCGUCUAUUUGAGUACCUGUAGCUGGCAUUUCCUUUUAGUUUUUACAUGUACUGCCAGCGGC
Coffea eugenioides is the source of this 1439-nucleotide messenger RNA. Its product is annotated as tRNA-dihydrouridine(20) synthase [NAD(P)+]-like. Gene Ontology annotation, biological process: tRNA dihydrouridine synthesis. Gene Ontology annotation, molecular function: tRNA dihydrouridine synthase activity; flavin adenine dinucleotide binding. The transcript is spliced from 9 exons. The coding region runs from base 65 to 1045 and encodes 326 amino acids. Lineage: Eukaryota; Viridiplantae; Streptophyta; Magnoliopsida; Gentianales; Rubiaceae. Gene Ontology annotation, cellular component: cytoplasm. The record is from RefSeq and is a predicted model, not a curated record.